Colletotrichum truncatum is the source of this 729-nucleotide messenger RNA. Its product is annotated as ph-response regulator. Lineage: Eukaryota; Fungi; Ascomycota; Sordariomycetes; Glomerellales; Glomerellaceae. Gene Ontology annotation, cellular component: plasma membrane; cell division site; growing cell tip. The record is from RefSeq and is a predicted model, not a curated record.
AUGGCUGUCACAGGCUUCAUCCACCACUUUGGGACAUUUUUGCUUCUCGUAGCAACAGUCCUCCUGGUCGUUACCAGCAUUUCCUCGCCAGUGGUAAACAACAUCUCGAUCUUGACAGUGAAGCUCGGAGAUGCUUCUGCCGGCGAUGAGAUAACUUUCGGCACCUUUGGGUACUGCAUCCGUGGUGCCAACGCAGAUGGCUCCGACCGUUGCUCAAAGUCGCAGAUCGGCUACGACCCCGCCAGCAUCGUGGCCGAGUCCGACGGCACUCGGUACUCGGACUACUCUUCCAACACUGCUGAGGCUCUGACCCGCGUCAUGAUUAUCCACCCCAUCGCUGCAGGCGUCUCCUUCAUCGCCUUCAUCCUGUCCGUUGGCGCUGGCAUGUUUGGCUCGCUCUUUGCAGCCCUGGUCUCUGGUAUUGCCUUCCUUCUCACCUUGGUGUCCCUUGUCUGCGACUGGGUUGGCUUUGCUCUUAUCCGCUCCAACGUCAACAACGACGAGGAUGGUGGUGACAGCGACAGCUACGCCCACUUCGACGUCGCGCUCUGGACCCUGCUGGCCGCCGCCAUCUGCCUGUUUAUCGGUACCAUCGUCGUCUUCUUCACCUGCUGCAGCGGUCGCUUGCAUAAGCGCCGCCAGCAGCGCGCCAAGGUCGACCACUACUCUCCCCCUGCUACCCAUACUGCCUACCGUCGCCGCCGCUGGUGGCACCGUCGCCGCUACUAA